UAUGAUUACAGUAAUUAUUUCUUCUACCGGAAAAAUAUUUGUGAGUGUUUCAUCAAUUAAAUUACGCAAUCCAUAGUUAUUACCACAAUAAAAAAAUAUUAUAGAGGAAAAUUUUAUCAAUGUUAAAUGUAGACAUGAGAUAUUUAAUGAUUACGAUCGGGUCAAUACGUAUCUGACCAGGCUCUUGGUACAUCAGUGUUUUUCAAUAAUUCUUACAAGUAACGAAUAAUGUUUUUACAUAAAUACUCACGUUCAAAAAAAUAAAAUCAAGUAUCUUGGGAUUACUCAAAGUGUAAUUUCUGUUUUGUGAACAAAGUGUAAUUUUUUUUUUAAUGAAAGAUGUUAUUUAAUGAACUAUGCAAAGCCUUGACAAGAAAAAGAGUCGAUGAGAACAAUGACAAAAAGGGACAACUUGCAAGAGUGUUGGGUUUGUUCAAUUUAGUUACAUUAGGUGUUGGCUCGACUUUGGGGGUCGGUGUUUAUGUUCUUACUGGAUAUUUAGCUAAAGAAGUAGCAGGACCCGCAGUUUGUUUGUCAUUUUUAAUCGCUGCUCUUGCAUCAUCUCUUGCAGGAUUAUGCUAUGCAGAAUUUGCUGCCAGAGUUCCAAAAGCAGGAUCUGCAUAUGUUUACAGCUAUGUCACAGUCGGCGAGAUCAUUGCUUUUAUUAUCGGAUGGACGUUGGUUCUCGAAUACGUCAUCAUUGCAGCCAGCGUAGCUCGUAGUUUAAGUAUUUACAUUGAUUCCUUUAUUGACGAUGCGAUGAAGAAAUUCUUUCAGUCAACAAUGCCGAUAAAAAUAUCUUUCCUCUCGGAUUAUCCGGAUUUUUUCGCCUUCAGCUUGAUUAUGUUCAUUUCAAUUAUACAAUGCACAGGCGUAAAAAAAUCAUCUUAUUUCAAUACCAUUGCAACAAUUACCAAUUUGUUGACUAUUUGCAUUGUAAUUAUUUCAGGUUGCACUAAAGUUGAUGUUAAUAAUUGGUACCUUGAGGCGAAAGACAUUCCUGCUAAUGCUACAAAACCAGGAGCAGGCGGAUUCAUGCCUUUUGGAAUGAGCGGCGUAAUGGCCGCUACAGCAAAAUGCUUUUUUGCGUUUGUUGGAUUCGACGCUAUUGCGACGACCGGAGAAGAAGCCAAAAAUCCCCAAAGAAAUAUUCCUUUUGCAAUUAUUACUUCUCUUUUAAUUUGCUGUUUAGCUUACUUUUCAGUCUCAGUUGUUUUAACUAUGAUGUGGCCUUACUAUGACCAAAACCCAGAAACUCCGUUCCCAUACGUAUUUAAGCAAUUAAACUGGCCUGUAAUUUUAUGGAUAGUAAAUAUCGGUGCUAUAUUCGCAUUUUGUACCUGUUUAUUCGGUGGAUUAUUUUCUUUACCAAGAAUUUUAUACGCAAUGGGCAGCGAUGGGAUUAUUUUCAAGUUUUUGAGUAAUGUCAAUAAAAAAACUAAAACUCCAGCAAUAAGCAUUUUAUGCUCUGGAUUAUUUUCAGGUUUUAUUUCCCUGAUAUUUAAUUUAAGCCAGCUUAUGGACAUGCUGUCGGUUGGUACACUCUUAGCUUAUACCAUGGUUUCAAUAUGUGUUAUUAUCUUGCGGUAUCAAAAAACUGUUAACACUGAAGAAUCUAAUAUCAAUAUCAGUCAAGAUGAUUCUAAUUUUUAUAAAAAAAUAUUCAACAUCAACAACAAGAAAGUCGCUACUGAAGAUACCAGUAAAAUUGCAACUUGGGGGGUUGUUUUAUUUUCGAUUCUGGUAUUUAUUUUCGGGGUGACUAGCUAUCAUGUAGAGCUUCACAACGAUGCCAAAAAUUUAUUAGGUUUUAUUUUUUUAACUACUAUUGUUGUCAUGAUUGUUCUCACUGUUACUGCCAUCGGAAGACAACCUGUUAAUUCAGCGAGACUCAGUUUUAAGGUUCCACUGGUCCCUUUCAUACCUUGCUGCAGUAUAUUUGUAAAUAUUUUUCUCAUGAUUCAGCUGGAUAUUUUUACUUGGCUCAGAUUAAUAAUAUGGUUAAUUUUAGGAUUUUGCAUUUACUUUUUUUAUGGAAUUCGUCACAGCGUUCAACGCAGCAAAGAUAAUCAAAAAAAUUAUCAUAAUAAUACUUUAGCGACUAUAAAUACUCCAUUUUAAGGGCAGGACUAUAAAAGAAAAAUAUAAAAAAAAAACAUAAUUCAAUACGUGACGAUAGUUAAGAUAAGAGUAAUAAAUGUGAGACUAAAGAUGAUUGUAAGCAU
Molecule: messenger RNA, 2225 nt
Organism: Cotesia glomerata
Lineage: Eukaryota; Metazoa; Arthropoda; Insecta; Hymenoptera; Braconidae
Product: cationic amino acid transporter 3-like
Exons: 10
Coding region: 340-2121 (593 amino acids)
Biological process (GO): transmembrane transport; amino acid transport
Cellular component (GO): plasma membrane
Molecular function (GO): amino acid transmembrane transporter activity
Source: RefSeq, a predicted model, not a curated record